Molecule: messenger RNA, 1710 nt
Organism: Papaver somniferum (opium poppy)
Lineage: Eukaryota; Viridiplantae; Streptophyta; Magnoliopsida; Ranunculales; Papaveraceae
Exons: 2
Coding region: 1-1710 (569 amino acids)
Source: RefSeq, a predicted model, not a curated record
AUGGUAUGGAUUCAUUUUCCAGGUAUGGGUCUUGAAUUCUGGAAUGAGGAAAUUUUAUUCAAAAUCUGUAAAGAAUUAGGAACUCCUGUCAAAGUUGAUAAUGCAACAAUUAACUGUGAAGUUGGAUAUUAUGCAAAUGUUCUGGUGGAAGUAGAUUUUUCUAAAUCCAUUCCUAAUAAGAUUUGGAUAGGUACCAAGUAUGGAGGCUUUUUUCAGGAUAUUCUGAUUCCUGAUUGUCCUAAAUUUUGUUCUACCUGUAAAAUUAUUGGUCAUUUGGUUUCAGAAUGCAGAGUAGAGAAGGCUAAAAAUCAAUCAGUUGAAAAAACUAAUCAGCAGAGAACCAGAGCUACUCAGCAAAGAGCUAAAGGUACUAUGGUUCCUUUUGAUAUAUGUAAUAGCUCUGCAGAGGAAACUAGUCAUACUAUUAAAAUGAUCCAAGGAAGUACUUCAAAUUCAGUCGAAAAUCAUCAGCAACAAUCAGCAGCAUCAAUAAUUUCCAGUAUUGCCACUCUAGUGACUCUUCGGCAACACAAUAAUUCAGAAUCACUUAGUACUUGUAGUAGAUUCAAGGUUUUGACACAAGAUGAUAAAAUUGAUGAAGAUAAUCUAAGUGUAGAUGAAGAAAUUAUUGUUGAUAUUGAACCACAAAAAUUAAUUCAUUUAGCUGAAACUACAGAGUUAGAUAAAAUUGAAGUAAAAUUUGUUAAUGGUGGUUCUGGUAAGGUUACAACAGAACCAGUUGCUUACACUACUUGGGUUUCAGUCCUUAAUAAUUCAGCAUCUCAGAUAUCUCCAAGUCAAAUAGUUAACAAUCAAAUUUCAGGUAAAAAUGCUUUCAUUGAAAAGUUACAUCAUCCAGUCACUAAGCAUAUUACACAAGGCAAGACUGAUAAGUCAAGUAACCCAGUUCUUGUUAAGUAUAAUUUCAGGAAAAUGUUGAUGGUGAUUCAAAAUGAAACUGCUAAUCAUAAAAGUAACAUUUGGCUAUUUUGGAGUAAGUCAAUAUCUACACUAAAAGUUGUCUCCAUUACAAGUCAGGUGAUUACAGUUGAAGUGGGUGAUGUGCUAGUAUCUGGAGUUCAUGCACAUGUCAAUAUGGUGCAAAGAAGAUUUUUAUGGUCAGAAAUGAAGUUUAUUAGUGAUCUUAAGAAGCCUUGGCUUAUAUUGGGUGAUUUUAAUGCUGUUUUAUCUAUAGAAGAAAAAAAGGGUGGUAGAACUCCUUCAAGAAGAUCAAUGCUGGAUUUUGGUGAUUGUUUAAAUGAUUGUGGGCUUCUUCAAGUUCCCAAAAUUGGACUAGAUUUUUCUUGGUCUAAUUGUCAGCAAGGUAACAUAAGAGUUUUGUGCAAUCUUGAUAGGGAAAUAUGCAACAUGGGAUGGUUAAAUGUUUACAGUGAUUGGGGAUACAAAGUUGGAACAAGAAUAACUUCAAAUCAUUCCCCAUUACUGGGAGGUUGUGCCAAUGUCCCAAAACCUUGUAAUGCUCUUUUAAGAUUUCAAAAGAUGUGGUUAGAACAUCUUUACUUUAUGAAGCUAGUUGAAGAUAGUUGGUCUGCACCAUUAAAUGGAGAUCCUCCUUAUGUUUACAUGCAAAAGCUCAAGAGAUUGAAAGUAACUUUGAAAAAGUGGAAUUGGUCUGUUUUUGGAAAUAUUCAAGUAAAAAUCAAAGAAGCUGAGGAAAAAGUGAAGGAAAAAAAUGCUUACUUCAGAUAG